AUGUUAAAAUUAAACGAAGAUAAAACAGAACCGAUAGUAUUUGCUCCAAAAAAACGAGUGAAGGACCUUUCAAACAUGAAUCUUAAUUUUGGUGGAAACAUUGUUAGUGAUGCUGAGUGCGCAAAAAACCUAGGCGUUUAUUUUGAGAAAACUUUAACAAUGGACAAACAAAUUAAUGCUAUAUCAAAAUUAUGUUUCAAUCAGAUCAGAAACAUUGGACGAUUUCGACCUUUUAUUACCGAAGAAGCUUGCAAAACGUUAGUAUGCUCUCUUGUAACCUCCCGGUUAGAUUAUGGUAACGCAUUACUGUAUGGACUCCCUGCAACAUCUAUUCAAAGGUUAAAACGAGUUCAAAACAUAGCAGCUAGGGUCAUUUCAAGGAAGAGGAAGUUCAACCCCAUAACACCAAUCCUCAAGUCUCUCCAUUGGCUGCCUGUAACAUACCGAUGUCAGUUUAAACUUCUAGUGUAUGUGUUCAAGGCUUUCCACGAGGCACCGGUCUACCUACAAGAACUCGUUCAAAUAUACAAACCAAUGCAAGCACUUAGAUCUGAAAAUUCCAUGAUUUUAACAACGCCACGUGUACAUGGUGUGAGAACUAAAACAUAUGGGAAAAGAAGAUUCGACAAAGCAGCAGCCGUUCUGUGGAAUGAUUUACCAAGUGAUCUACGAAACAUCCAUUGUGGGAACGUUUUUAAGAAAAAUUUGAAAACUCAUUUACUCAGACAUGCUUUUAAUAGUUCUUAA
This is a messenger RNA of Mytilus trossulus (common blue mussel), 747 nucleotides long. RefSeq lists its product as uncharacterized. The coding region runs from base 1 to 747 and encodes 248 amino acids. The record is from RefSeq and is a predicted model, not a curated record. The transcript has a single exon. Lineage: Eukaryota; Metazoa; Mollusca; Bivalvia; Mytilida; Mytilidae.